AGGGCAAGGGAAGGGAAGGGCCGGGCCGGGCCGGGGGUCGGGCACCGCGUCCUGAUGUGCGGGCUGGGCGGCGGGAGGAGGACGUCCGGCAGCACGGCCGGGGCCCGAGCUCGAGCUCGGGGGUUUAAGGGCAGAAAUCGAAGUGUCUGCUUCUUCUGCUGUCGCGCUCGAAGCUACGGGAUGGAAGGGGAGGGGCUGCGGUCCCCUGUGAGCUGGUGCCACAAGUGCGGAGGCGCCGAGCGUUCCGUGCUCCUGCCGCAGGGCCGCUCGCUGGCGGCGAUGUGAGAUGUGAGCCCUCGGCGGGGCGGGCGGGGUGAGGGCCUUGUCCUCCAGAGGGGACACAGGCAUUAAGUGACAUUCACUUGUGAGCCCGACGGAGGAUCCAUCUGCGUGCACUGACUCACACAGGAGCACUGAGGCCUCGGUGCUUUCCCCAGUUAACGCAAAAAUCAGGGGGAUGUGAGAAGUGAGAGCUGCCUGCCCCGUUCUAGCACCUGCACCUUGGUGCCGUUUGGUACUGUGUGAAAUAGUUGAUGUUCUUUUGAAGAUGAGGUUACCAUUAGAAACAACUCUGAAAUUAAGAGUGAGCGGAAGCAAGCUCUCCUUUGUUUGCUGUGUUCGAAGACAUUGUGUCACACGUGAAUUAAGAUUGGUAAAAUCAAUUUCUUUUUCAGUCUCUCCCAGAGCUAGUUCUUGAGUUCACACUGUCCUGAGUGAGCCAAGAUUGCCGUCGUUAAAGAAAACACAUCAUGACCUCCAGUUUUCCUUUUGCAGUAGCGACCCGGCAGGGGGAUGGUUAUCACUGUAAAAUAGCUUUUCCCAGGAGACGAAUUUGACCUGGAGGCACAACGGCUCAUACUUCUGAGGGGAAGGGAGCCACCUCUGUAAGAGUAACUUUCAGUGCUGCUCACAGAAGACUGUGCCAACAAGUAUGGGAAAGCCUCUCCAAGACUCCACUUGCCCUGGGCUGGCACUGUGCUGUAUGCACAUAGCUGUUGCCCUUGCCAGAACUGGCAAUAGGGUGCUAUGAAAUCUUGAAGAUAUUCCAGCCGCUGGCUGCUAGUAGCUAGUGCUAUGGCAUGGGACUUCAUUUCACAGAGAAUUAGAGGAACAGUUUUUGCUGGAUUAACAAAAUUUCAGAAGAAACUUACUAUUGAUUUAGUCUUCAGCUCUUCAGAUGUAUUCAUGUUGGUCUUAAAUAAGCUUCUCUGAAUGACUGCUAUUAAUUAGUUUGUUCCUUCUAUGGGCUUUGUUGCUUCAUCAUACCCCGUCUUCUUGGAGCAGCUGACUCAGUGUGGAGUUAAUUCUUCAGUUUACCCAAAUGUGGAGUUGUUUUUCAGCUAUUGAGACCUUUCAACUUCUUUUUCUACAACGUUUCCUUUUAAUAAGAUGUUGUAAUAAAUGCUAUUGCUACCAGUAAACCAGAGUAUUCCUCACUACCAGAGGACUUGCAGAACUGGCAGCUGAGCAAGCAUGGCAGUUUUGUUAGAAGGAAAGUGAUCUUAGUGAAAAGAGGAUAUAAGAAGGGCAAGGCCAGGAAAGCUGUAACUGUAUGUAUGCUUGCACAAUGCUGAGGAUUUUUAAAUAAAGAGAAGUCAGAAGAAGCUCUGGAUAGACAUGCAGAUACCUUCACACUGAAGCUAUCAGCACUGCUGCUGCUUCUUGACAUGGAUUACGUAAAACCUUGCUGUAAGCACCGAUACUGUGAGAAAUUUCAUUUCACUUUUUCAUUUCCCUCCUUAUUCUAGGCCUGAUACCCAUCUUUCUUCCUCUUUGUUAUUUUCAGUUUUGCAGGCUUACGAUAAGCAUCCCUUGCCAGUCUUGCAAUUGCUUUUGACAUCCCUUCCAUCCCCUCUGACUCUUCAUUCAUAGGCCAGGGCUGCCCUCUGUCUUUUCUUUGCCUUUGCAAUGGAUGGGUGAGCACUUUGCUUUCUGGUUCUUUUUAGUUCCUGAUAGAUUUCUGUUCGCUUCACUGGACUGAAGCUGCUGUCCCCAAAGAGGCUAUCUGAAUUUCCUUUACAACAUCAUUGGCAGUCUCUUGAGUAAACCAUUCAUUUUCCUUUCCACUUCAGGAAGAAGUCCAUUCUAUUCCCAGACAAGAAGCUCUUCCCCAGUUGUGCCUGUUCCCUUGUCUCUCCAUACCAGCCCCCUACUUUGCCCAGACUCGGCAGCACAAAAGACAGAGUGCCUGUUUCCCUGAAGUUAACCCCAAGCUGACUCCUCACUGCAGGCAGAUAGUUUGCUGAAGAUGAUGCUGGACAGAGCAGCUUCUUGCUGUCUCAGCUAUGGAAGGCCACCUUUGUGCUAACUUGAAGACUUCUGUGGAACAACCUCUGGCAGCAAGUCCUCCAUCCUGCAUUGCUUUGCUGAAGGUAUACCGAGAGCUUCUGGUCAGUAAGAUCCGACACACCCAGUGUUUGAUUGACAACUUGAUUAACAAUGAGUACUUCUCCACUGAAGAUGCAGAGAUUGUUGUCCAGUUUCCAACUCAAGCAGAUAAGGUUCGCAAAAUUCUAGAUUUGGUUCAAAGCAAGGGAGAGGAAGUUUCAGAAUAUUUCAUCUGUGUCCUGCAGAAAGUCACUGAUGCUUACUAUGAACUUCAGCCUUGGCUGGAUGAAAUAGGUUACCAGCCUUCAGAGAGUAUCUGUAGUAAACCUGUCGUAAAUACAGAUCCAGUUAGCAGGUAUUGCCAAAAACUCAGAUAUGAACUGGGACGAGACUCCAAAUUCGUUAUGUCGUAUGCGCAGAGGGAGGAGAUGCUGCUUGAAGAAAUCUACUCUAACAGUAUUAUGGAGAUGGUCAAUUUCACCAAUGAGAACCUGGGUGAAGUGUGUCAAUUACAAGCCCUUUUUGAUGAUGCAGUUGGGGUAAUAAAUGAAGAUGGAGAGACUAUUUAUGUCUUUGGUGAUGCAGGAAUUGGAAAAUCUAUUUUGCUGCAAAAGAUACAAAGUCUUUGGGCCAAAAAGCAGUUGGAUAUAGGGGCUAAGUUUUUCUUUCAUUUCCGAUGUAGAAUGUUUAGUUGCUUUAAGGAAGAUGAAGCUGUGUGUUUGAAAGACUUACUCUUCAGAUAUAAUUGCUACCCAGAUCAGGACCCUACAGAGGUGUUCCAUCACAUCUUGCAGUUCCCUCAUACGGUUCUUUUCACAUUUGAUGGCUUUGAUGAGAUCUAUUCCAACUUUGAUCUCAGUAGUGUUCCUGAGAUGUGUUCACCCAAUGAACCCAUCCACCCUCUGGUGCUGCUGGUAAGCCUUCUCAGAGGAAAGCUUCUUAAGGGAUCCAAGAAAAUUCUUACGGCACGGACAGGAACUGAAAUCCAAAGAAAUAUCGUUAGAAAGAAAGUGCUGCUUCGUGGUUUCUCCAGCACUAACCUGAAGGAAUAUACUGCCAUGUUUUUUAAAGAUGUGGGGCAGCGAACGCUGAUACUGAACCAGCUGGAAGCUAACCCCAACCUCCGUAGUUUGUGCUCAGUGCCUUUAUUUUGUUGGAUUAUCUUUAAAUGUUAUGAACAUUUCCAUUCCAUGUUUGACAGCCAUGAGCUUCCAGACUGUUCUGUUACAUUGACAGAUGUAUUUUUGCUCAUGAUUGAAGUCCAUCUAAACCGGUCUCUUAAAACAAGUUUGCUGAGGAACAACACCAGGAGCCAAGCAGAGGUGUUCAAAUCAAGAAAGGAAACUCUUCUAGCUUUGGGUAAAAUUGCAUACAAAGGGAUGAGGAACUCUAUCUUUAUCUUUGAGCAAGAGGAGGUCUCAUCAGCGAACAUCUCUGAAGAAGAUUUGCAGUUGGGUUUUCUCAGGACAGUUAAAGGUUAUAGUGGCUGUAAUGAUCAAUCCACUUAUGAGUUCUUGCACUUAACCCUUCAGUCUUUUUUCACCGCUUUGUUCCUAGUUAUGGAAGAGAGAGUGGGGAGUAAGGAGAUACUUCAGUUUUUCAAUGAAUGCUCUUCUGCUGAGACUGCCCAACAUACUUGCUUCCAUGUUCCUUGGCUGAAGAAACCACUCACAGGGGAGGAUCCUUUCCGAAACAAUGAACACUUCCAUUUUACCAACCUUUUUCUUUGUGGCCUGCUUUCCAGAUCCAAGGAGAAGCUCUUCAAACAUUUAGUUUUGCCUGCAGUCAUUAGAAAGAAGAGAAAGACACUCAUCACAUACCUUGGAGAGAGCAUGAAAUCCCAUCUGAAGGGUGUCACUCGGUCCAGGCUUCUAAAGUACAAUCAGGUGCAGGUUCAGCCAAACUUUGUUUGGAUGCUGAGGUGUCUUUAUGAGACUCAAAAUGAGAAAGUGGGAAAGCUGGCUGCAAAACGCAUGCAUGCCAAUUACAUCAAGCUUACAUACUGCAAUGCCUACUCUGCUGACUGCAGUGCUAUUUCCUUUGUCGUGCAUCACUUUCAAAAACGCUUGGCUCUGGAUUUGGACAACAACAACAUCAAUGACUAUGGAGUGAAACAGCUGCUACCAUGUUUCAGCAAGCUUGCAGUGAUCAGGCUUAGUGUAAAUCAGAUCACAGAUCAUGGAGCCAGGAUAUUGUAUGAAGAACUCUCCAAGUACCAAAUUGUGUCUUACUUGGGCUUGUACAACAAUCAGCUCACUGACAUUGGAGCCAAAUAUGUUGCAAAACUUAUUGAAGAGUGUUCAAGCCUUGAAUAUGUUAAAAUAGGAGCAAACAAAAUAACUAGUGAAGGAGGGAAGUGCCUUGCCCAAGCCAUCCAGAAGAGCACAACGAUGUUUGAAAUUGGGAUGUGGGGCAAUCAGGUUGGAGAUGAAGGUGCAAAGGCAUUUGCAGAGGCCCUGAGGAACCAUCCGAGGUUGACAAACGUGAGUCUCGCAUUCAAUGGCAUCACAACAGAGGGGGGCAAAAGCAUUGCUGAAGCUUUGCAGCACAACAACUCCGUGAAAAUAUUCUGGCUGACAAAAAAUGAGCUGGAUGAUGAGGCAGCAAUGAGUUUUGCAGAGAUGCUGAAGAUCAACAAGAAACUGGUGCAUUUAUGGCUUAUCCAGAAUCAAAUUACAGCCAAAGGAGUGAAAUACCUCAGUGAAGCUCUCAAGGAGAACACAGCCAUUAAAGAAAUCUGUUUGAAUGGGAACCUGAUAAGUCAAGAAGAAGCCAAAGCUUUUGAAAGUGAAGAACGGAUCAUUUGCUUCUGAGCGACGACUUCCUCAUUUGGACAAGCUUUGUGUUACAGAAACUGCCACACUUGCACUGCAGCAUUACAGAGGCAGUGCUCGUCCCUAAUCCUUUUGGUGAGUGGGAAAUUGCCUUGGUAAAUAAUUAAUGUCUGUACAGUGCUUUGAAGAUGGAACACUAAGUGUUAACAGAAUGAAUCCAGGGGCAUGUGUGCGCAUUUUGAUAACUGAGCUCAGAUUUAUUCUAUAUACUGCUGUAAUUAAUCUCUAACUUAUUUAUCUACAUGAAUCUACGCACACACAUAUAUAUGCAGGAAGAGGUGUGAGAUGCACAGGCUCCACGAGCACACAGUACUACUUGCCUCGUAACUGAAAAUAAUAGUCUGGAUGGAAACAUAGACUGUCUCAAAAGACUGCAUGGUACCAAUGCUUUCAGCAUGAAUCCUUCCCUGCCUAGAAAUUAGACCCUCAUUUUCCCACUGACUUACAGCAGUUGUAGGCACUGCGUUUUUUUUGAGAAAUGGAUACAUGAGGCUCCAAUUACUUUCCAUAAUCUUUUUUCCAUAUUGAAGCCAAUACAUUUUCUUUUAUACAAGCAGAAAAACUCACUGCCAUUUCUGUAAAAUCAUAAUACAAGCAGUAAAACACUUCUGCCUAACAUUUCCUGAGGGCUGCACAAAAACUGCCACCCCCUGUUCUUACAGUGUUUGUUCUGGGGAGAGGGUCUGGAGAUGUAUGUGACAAAUUAAUGAGGGGGCUGCGCGCUGCCUUGGCUCGUGGCCUGGAUGUGGUGCUGGUGGCAAUACACCAGUGUUAAGUUGCCUGGCUUCACGGGGAGAAAGAACGACUGAAAACCAAUGGUGUCAGGUGGAAAUCUCUUCUCCCAGCAAUACAUGUACAGACAUUGCUUGGAAACCUUUUAUCUGACCCCUGAACUAUUGGGAAGCACAAGGCAAGGGGCAUAUAGGAAUAAUAAGACCAGCAAGAAAACAUUAUCCCCCUCCAAAAUAAUUGGUGCUCAGGGAGCGUAACUUUAGGAACCUCAAAAGAAAGCAGUUUAAAGAGAAGCAGGCUGUUUGGUUUUUCAGGGUUUUUUUUUUCCUGAUUCCCUUGAUAAAGGAAAUCUCAGAUUCUGCCCCUGAUGUGCAUGAAGAACCAAAAAAUAGAAAAACAUAGUCUAUCCUCUGUCCUUCUUUCAUGUUGUCACCCCCAAGAACUUUACAGACCAAUACUCCUGCUGCUGAUGUCCCCACAGAACACUGGUGGGCUAGAAAAAGAACCUUCCAUCACAGUGCCAAACCCCAUUUUCCUGCAAAGACAAACAAAAGGCCAAGUAGGUGAGUUUCUCCUUUUCCUGCCUGGAGGCAGCCCUCAGUUCUGCCUACACUCUCCAGCUCCCUAACAUAUAAGAUACUCACUGCUUUUCACAAAAAGAACAGUU
Phasianus colchicus (ring-necked pheasant) is the source of this 6561-nucleotide messenger RNA. The record is from RefSeq and is a predicted model, not a curated record. NCBI's taxonomy places the organism in Eukaryota, Metazoa, Chordata, Aves, Galliformes, Phasianidae.